Oryzias latipes (Japanese medaka) is the source of this 1489-nucleotide messenger RNA. RefSeq names its product DSN1 component of MIS12 kinetochore complex (gene dsn1). Gene Ontology annotation, biological process: chromosome segregation; cell division. Gene Ontology annotation, cellular component: MIS12/MIND type complex. Lineage: Eukaryota; Metazoa; Chordata; Actinopteri; Beloniformes; Adrianichthyidae. The record is from RefSeq and is a predicted model, not a curated record.
UCAUGGGCGCGCGCGUUGAGAAACUAUUUGAAGUUAAAAUGGCGGAAAAGGAAGCCUGUGGCACUCAAGAUGGUUCUCCAGGUUUUGGAGUAAAUUACAGCCCGAAAGAGGUCAUUAAGCAAACAUCAAAAAGAUCCUCGGAAAGCUACUGCUCAGCUCCUCCAAUCAAAUCUCCCCGCGCCGACUCCCCAUCACUUACAACGCAAACGACAGAUGCCGGAGAGGAACAGUCAGAGAGGAACAAACAAGAUGUCCACACAGAAAAUGAUGGAGAACCAUCAGUUCCUAGCCAGAGGAAAUCCUGGAGGAGAGCCACCAUAAGUCGACGUUCUCUGCCUGCCCCUCCAAACCCACUCCAGGCUUUGAGCAAAAGCAUCAGUACAUCCCUGUCCCAAGAAGAGAGGCUUGAGAAACUGUUGGAGGCUGCAGUGAAGUGGGCAUUAGACAGAACUCAGAAUUCCCUCCAGACAGUACCAAAUAGCUCCAUUGAAACUUUUCAAAAACAAGUUGAGCACAUCCAGAAAGAGUGGAGUGGCUUGGCUAAAAGCGUUUAUGAUGAAUCGCAUAGAGUUCCUUCAAGUUCAACAAGUGAGACUGACGUGAAAAGACUUAUAGAAGAUGUCCAGAAAGCCACAAACAGGCUCAACGAGGAAAAUCAGUCUUGGGAGGCAUUAUUAAGCAAACACCGCAAUAAAGCAGAAGAGUUGAAUAGGAUGGUGGAGAAGGGGCAAAAAACAGGCAUACCACUAGACAGUGCAGCUGUGGCUAAGUCUUCUGUGUAUCAUGUCAUACAAAAUAAACCAAACUACUUUGAUCUGCUCUGUAGGCAGAGACCUAUGCUACAUGCUAUGGAGAUGAUUAUGGACACUCAGUGUAAGAUGGUAAGGGAGCUUCUUUCCAUCAAGGAGAUGUCUCGCUUAUUGCUGAAGGAGACCAGUGGCAGACUGGCUGAAGAAGCAGGAUUCCAGGCUCUUCCAACAGACAUCCUCAAGAAUCUCAUGUCAGCACCACCGUCGACUGCAAGUACAUAACCAGAGAACCUUUUUAACUACCACGUGGGACUCGGAUUGGAAUCUUGAUCUUUGUUCAUAAUCCUGCUUUUGCAAAAUCCAAUUUGCGUUUGAAGUUUUAUACUUAGGGGGUUCUAUUAAAUGUAAUGCACGGAUUUGACCAGCAGGUGGCAGUGACAGAUUUUCCACAAAUCUGAGUAGCUUGGUGUUGUCUUAAAUACAUAUUUCUUUUAAGCCUUAAUUAAGGGGUUUCCCUCCUGUACAAAUUGGAAACUGUCUAGACUUGCAGCUAUUAACAAUAAUGUUUCUGAAAUGUUAUCGUUUAAUCUUUUAGAUUUUUCUUUAUAAAAUAAAAAAAAUAAAACUAAAUGUAUCCUCUUGCAUCUAUGCCCAUACCACUUAACCAUUGUGAAAAUUUAAUAGUUUGUUCUUAUAUUUUGAUGGACUUGAAAAUAAAUUGGAUUAAAAUGAGAAUAGAU